Messenger RNA from Lymnaea stagnalis (great pond snail), 16563 nucleotides. The record is from the annotation of a GenBank genome assembly. NCBI's taxonomy places the organism in Eukaryota, Metazoa, Mollusca, Gastropoda, Lymnaeidae.
GGACCAUAACUCUGGUACAUAAAAGAUGGACUAUGAACAGUUGUGUAGUUUAGUCUUAUUAGGCAGAACCUGAGUACACAACUAAGUGUAGCUAAAAAAGUAAAUACAUUUUGGUAUUGUUGAUUUUCAAAUAGAAGGAAAAGCAACGUCAUGGCUAACAGAGACCGAGCAGCCAAUCAACUAGCUGAGUUUAAGGAGAAACAACUGGUAGGCUAAUUUAAAGUUGAUUCAAUUCUAUUCUAUUAUUUCUAAUAAAUAAUCAAUAAUAAUCAAAUCUAAGAGUCUAAGACUAAUUCAAAUCUCAUUCUCCACCCACCUCCAUGACCAAGACAAAACAUUCCAGAUACAACUUGAUUUUGAGCUUGACUACUUGCAAGUAAAUAAAAGGGUGAUAGAGUAUAGUAAAGACUUACUUAAACUUAAUUUAAAUGUCUUCAAGUAGCAUAGUUAAAAUUUACCCUACUGAAGUAAAGAAGUGAAGGAGCAUGCACAUGAUAUAAUAUAAUGAAUGACUGAUGAAAUGACAAUGAUAAUGCGAAACUCAUUUAUAUCAUUAUUAUUAAAAUAAUUAGUACAAUUUUUGUAAAAUAUAAUUUCUGGCGUUUUGCUUGAAGUUUGCUAGUUUCUGAUUGUUUUUGGACUAAUUCACCAUUAUUUUUCUGACAAAAAUUUUGGUAGGAGGCAUCCUUUAAGUACAUCAACAAUUUUUAAGCAAUUUUUGACACCCCCCCCCCCCUGUAAUUAUGUCAACAUUUUUAGAACAACCCCCCCCCAUGAAUUAGAAAUAAAUACAUUUUACUUUGCUGAUCUAUUCAAAAUUUAUUAAAAUAAUUAGUAAAAUUUUUGUAAAAUAUAAUUUCUGGCGUUUUGCUUGAAGUUUGCUAUUUUCUGAUUGUUUUUGGACUAAUUCCCCAUUAUUUUUCUGACAAAAAUUUUGGUAGGAGGCAUCCUUUAAGUACAUCAACAAUUUUUAAGCAAUUUUUGACCCCCCCCCCCCCCUGUAAUUAUGUCAACAUUUUUAGAACAACCCCCCCCCAUGAAUUAGAAAUAAAUACAUUUUACUUUGCUGAUCUAUUCAAAAGACACAUAAAAUUGUAGGAAAAAUAUUUUAUUACAUCUUUAGCUUGUUAAUCAACAAGUCAAAAAGUUUACAAUAAAAUUUUAUAAUGUAGAAUCAAUUAAAUUAAUAUCAUUCUUUGUGCAAGUAUUAAUAAAUAUGAUUAUUGUAAGUAUAGCUGACAAUUGUAGUAUAGGUUCUAGUUGCUAUCAAUCUUCUUCCCAUCAAUCCCAUGGAGUAGCCAGGUAUUGGUCUAUCGUAACAAUGGGCGUAGUAGCUGAUUGAUCAUUUUCAUCUUGUGGAACUUAUAUAAAAAACAAGUCAACAUCAUCCUCAUCUAACCAUUCAGCACCUACAAUAGAAGCAUAGUCAGUGUGAGCAAUAAUUGCCAUAAGCUGUCUCUGUCUCCUGGCUGCUACUCACAUUGAUUUUGAUCGAAUCCUUUUUUGUUGGCGAGCAGGUGGUAAUUUCUUAUGCUCAAGAGUGCAUUGUCGGUGCUUUUAAACAUGCUUUUUCAACUUGACUUGUGAUGCAAAGUAUGUUACAGAUUUUGCAAAUCUAUUCAAGCAACGAUGUUAUUAUUGCUAUUCACUUUACUUUCCCCUAAUUCUCAAAAUAUUGUAUUCCUACUCUAUCAAUAUCAUUUAUUAUGAAUGCACUUGACACUUGUCCCAGUUCCAUACCUGCAACAUGAUUGCAAACAUACCAUCCUAGUCAUUUGCGACAAACAGAAUCUACAGGUGAAUAGUUAGUCUUCUCUUGCUCUCGUUAAGUGUGCUAACAUUCUGACCAGCCAUCUGCAGUGCACAGACAUUAAAUAAUCUUAUAUUGUUAAAAGCCUAAAAAUUGUAUGACUAUUUUCAUUUAUUAAAUGUUUUAAAAUAUUGUAAUAACCAGUCAAUUUUUAAAAUCAACAUUUUAAUAGAGAAAAAACAUGAUUGUUGACGUCAACUAAUCUACCCCUCUCCCCCUUAUCAACAAUCGUCACACAUUUCCAAAUGACCCCCCCCCCCCCCCCCAUUUAUUAAAUGUUUUAAAAAAUUGUAAUAACCAGUCAAUUUUUAAAAUAAAAACUUUAAUAGAGAAAAAACAUGAUUGUUGACGUCAACUAAUCUACCCCUCCCCCCCUUAUCCACAAUCGUCACACAUUUCCAAAUGACCCCCCCCCCCCUACCCAUUUUUUUGAAAAAAUUAAUGGACGACCCCUUAACAGUAACAGUUAAAUUAAUUAAAAAUGCUAACAAAAUUUUUUAGCAAAAAAGUUUUAUCUAGAAAAGUGGGGUGGAGGAUUAAAAAUGUUAUAUAAUAUAUUUGUGUUAUAUAAUUUAUUAUAAUAUGUGCACAGACCCUAAUUACUUAGGCUAAUAUUUGAUAACCCUACCACUACUUUGACCAAGCUUAUUAUUUACAAUUUCAUCUUCAAAUAAUGUCUUUAUAUCUUGUAAUUGUAUGUUGUUAAUUCUUAUAUUUUUUAGCCAAACUUUAUCUAGCCUAAUGUAGGUUAUGAUUAUUUAGACUUAUUUAGAAGAUGCAAUUUAAUUAUUGCCUAAUAAGCAUCACUGAACAUUAAAAUCUUUUAAUAUUUUGGUAGAUCCUUGAUUUACCCAUUUCCCCCCUACUAUGCAAGUGAACUAUGAAUAUAAAGCAAGGUUAUGUAAUGGAAGUUUAGAUUUGUUUGUUUGGGUUUUCUGGUAAUAAUGUUAAUUUUAUUCUGUCAAUUUAAACCAAGAAAAAUCAUAUUUAUUUCUCCACUUAUACGGAAAUGAAAGUGUUCUUAAAUCAAUAUUUUAUUUGUAAAAUUUGUAUAAUUAAAAAAAAACAACUCACUAUAAGGAAUUCCCUUUAAAAAUGAAUACAUUUUUGCUCUUUACUUGUUUUUUUAAAUUUUAGAAAGCAGAUGGUAUCAAGACCGCUGCAGGAGCACCAGUGGGGAAUAAAAAUGCUUCACUUACAGUGGGCCCACGAGGUCCUAUAUUGCUCCAAGAUCAUGUCUUCUUAGAUGAAAUGGCUCAUUUUAAUAGAGAGCGUAUACCAGAGAGAGUUGUGCAUGCUAAAGGAGCAGGUGUGUAUCCAUCUAGAGAAUUAAAUACACAAAAAAAUUCUCACAACUUUGUAAUUAUAAUAGGGUGAUUAUGUCAACACUAGACUGUCGAAAGUGUGAAUAUAUGAAAUUUGCAUUAAAGGAAUUUGAGACACUAGGAAAGAGGGGAAAAAAUCCAGGCAUUGUCAGGACGUCUGUCAUAUGGUGCCAUGUCAUGCACUGAUGUGUCUGCACUGCCUCUGGUCAGUGCCAUCUCAAGACAUGGGCACACUUGGCAGUUGCCUAGGGCCUCACCCUUCUAGGGAAUAUCAAGUUGUCCAUAUUAUUAAUGAAUAUUAUUGAAGAUCUUUAGUGACUUUGGUUUCAAAGUGCAGUGGGAAGCAGGUUCCCCAAGGUUUUGUUGACAAGUUUUUUUAUUUUUAAAUAAAUUCCAUGUAUUGGUAUCUCCAAGUUUGCCCUUAGGUCCCCUUUUUUCCCCACUGAAUGAAAUUGUCUGAAAGAAACACUGGUCAAAUUACAUAUGCAAACUUGGGCCCAAAAUGCUUUUGCUAACAUUACUUGGAUAGGGUUAAAGUGGAAUAGGGGUUGUUUGUGCAAUACACAGGGCCCCUCCUGAUGCUGUUAAGAUGGCUUGCCUUUGGUGUAAUAGAUCCCUGUUCUUGUGUUGUACAGUCAUGAAGAAGAAUGUUGUAACACAACAGAGGAGACUGUAUGUACCAUAUGUAACCUAGUCAUAUGGGCAGUUAUAAAUCUAAUGAAUAGUCUUUGAGAUAUUUCCUCUUCCUUGGGUCUAGCACUGUAAGAAUCACCCUUUAUUAGAAAUGUUUUGCAAAGACAAAAAAAACAUACAUCUUCACCUUCCUCUAUAAUUCAUUGCAAUGAACCCAGCAAAGCAUAAGGCUCAUUCUAAAUUAUAAUGUGGGCCAGGUACAGUUGAUGAUAAAGUGAAGUUAUCUAUUCUUCAUGAAAUUGUACCAAGUUCCAGUUAAAGUGCUUUAUAAAAAUUUAAUAUAAAAAAUCAAGUUAUUUGCAAUAAAGACAUAUUACAUUUAAAAAGGGUUUUAUGGGUUGUAAUGGGUUAAGAGAGUGGACACACCUGAAUUUGUGGCCAUUAUUAUUUUUCGGAAAUUAUAUGCAGUCAGAAAGGGAAUACACUCAAUAUUCAUAAGUAAACUCUUUUUUCCCAUGUUCUCUUUAUUGCCCCAUUCUUCACUUUCAAUUCCAAUAUUUUUUCUUUUUUAAUACUCCUUCAUUUUUUUCUCUAUAUUUAUACCUCAAUUUUAGGAUGCACACAUUAUUUUAAAAUGGAUACUAAUCCCAAUUUAGUUUUUUCUAUGCUCUGACUUGUUUUUCUUGAUCUGCAACUAGCAAAUAAAAUCCAGACCAAUGAAUCAGCUGAUUUUUGUUGACUUAAGAAUUAGUACAACAAAACAGCUGCAGUUUGAGGUCAAGGCCACAUGGGCCAUUUGUUUAUAGUAUAAUUGAAUAUUAAUUCAGAUAUGUCAAGGCCUUUGACAAGCAUUAAGGGGAAAGAAAAGCGUGUAAUACUUGUUAAAGUACAAAAUUACUGCUGUUCAUAAUUUCAGGAACCUAGAAUAUUGACCUUUCUGAACAUAAACAAUUUAUAUAGUAAGAAUAAUUCAAGGCCAAGGCACCGAAAGAUAAUAAUAUAAAAAUUUUGAUGACUUAAUGGUGGUUUGAUGGUGGUUUGUCCAACCUGAAGCAAUUUAUAACAUUCACUUUAGAAAAUCUUUUGUUGACUCUGUAUUCAUUGAUCAUUGACUAUGUAACGUACAUCAUUCAUUGAUCAUUGACUCUGUAAAGUAUAUCAUUCGUUGAUCUUUCAUUAUAAAUGCUCAUUUUGCAUAGCAGUCAUUAUAUUAUUGAACCAUGCAAGUCUAUUGCCCAGACCCACAAAUCUCAUCUCAAGAUGUUUGUAACUAUGUAGUGAUUUUACUAUUUAUGAAUCUGUAACUUUUGCAUUCAAUUUAAACUUUAUCAUAUUUUUAACACCCCUAAUUUGAUGGCAAGAGAUGCAAUAUAAAAUAGAUCAUAUAAGAAUUUGGAAUUUCAUCCUGCCAAGUGCCAGACCUUAUCAAUCUCUAGAAGUUGUACUCCUCUACACUACCAAUACAAACUGCACAGCCAUAUUCUUGAGCAAGUUUCCUCUGUAAAGUACCUAGGUGUUACCAUUCAAAGAGAGGUCCGCUGGGACGAGCAUAUUAACAAUGUAUGUAACCAAGCAAACCAAGCCUUGGGGUUCUUAAGGCGAAAUCUAAAGAUUGGCAACUCCUGUGUGAAAGAAAGAGCAUAUAAAGCCUUUAUCCGUCCGAUUUUAGAUUAUGCAUCUUCAGUCUGGGACCCAUUUACCCAGAAGAGCAUUGACAGGUUGGAGGCGGUCCAGCGACGAGCAGCACGCUUUGUCCUAAACCGCUACAGGAAUACCUCUAGUGUUGGCAGCAUGCUAGAAACACUAGGCUGGUCACCAUUGGAGAAACGACGACGACAAUCCAGGCUCUCCAUGAUGUACAAGAUAAAUAAUGGGCUGGUCCACUGUUCCAGUAUUAAACAGAAACUCGUCCCUCUCCCCCAUAGACAGCGACGAGGCCAUGACAGGCAAUUCAGGCUCAUACCAGCAAGAAGCCAGUAUAGGAGCUGCUCAUUCCUGCCCAAGACAAUCAGGGACUGGAACCAUCUUUCAAACGGAACAGUUGAGGCGACAACACUAGACACAUUUGUGUCUAUUGCCUCAAGCCUUCAAACCCCUAGUGCAUAAUUUCCUCAUCACCACCAGUAACAGAAACAUUGCAAAUCCCAUCUACAUGCAUAGGAGCCAAAAUGAUCAAUAAAUUGAUCGUGGGCCCUUAAGAUAUAGAAGAAGAAGAAGAAGACCAUUCAGUGGUUUCCAAACACACACACACACACAUAUAUAUAUAUAUAUAUUCAUAUAUUUUCAGCAACAUGAUCAAGUAAUUUACAGUUAUUAAAUGCAGUUAUUAUCAUUUGAAGAUUAUGAAAUAUUAUGUUUUUAUCUUUUAUCAUAACUUAUGAAGCAAAUAUUUUAAUGGAGCUUGAAAAUGCCACACAUACAGAUUUUUUAGAAUUAUGAAUUUCUAUUAUUGUUUACCUCUUCUUUUACUCUUAGAAUAUUUUUUUGUAAUAUUGUUUAUUACUAUUUUCUAGAGAAUAUUUUUGAUAACGUAUUUACAUUUUGACUUCUGACUUGUUCAGGUGCCUUUGGUUUCUUGGAAAUAACCCAUGACAUCACAAAAUAUAGCAAGGCAAGAAUCUUUGAGCACGUUGGGAAAAAAACACCUCUGGCAGUUCGAUUUUCAACAGUUGGUGAGUUUGAUUGCAUAUUCUAACCAGCUGUGAAGUCGUGGCUGUCCAUCACCAUUUUUUUCUCAUUUUCUUAUAAUAUCACAUAAAAUAACUUAAAAAAUGUGUUUUUAAAUUAUUGGGGGGGGUGUGUGGGGGUUGUUAAAUUUUUGCAUUACAUUCCCAUUGCAAAUAUCUCAGUGCUUUUAAAAUUUAUCUGUUUGAAAUAUUGUCGUUAAAUUUAAUUUUUCCCUUUUAAAUUCCAUCUUUCUGGAGAUUUAGAAACAGUUUAGGCAUCCUUUCCUCAAUGUAAUCACCAUAUAUAUUUCUCUAUGUAACAAUGUUCAUCACUAAUGUGAGGUAAACUAGUGCACAAAAUAAAAUUCCUCCCAACCUCACUAAAUGAGAUUCUUGGUGCAUAAUGUUUUUACUUUUUGUUUUACUGAAAAAGUUGGUGCUAUAAAUCUACUGUUUAAAAGGGAGUGGCACAUUAAAUUAUAAAUAUAAGGGCGGUAGCAUGGGGGUCAGGGUGGUUGGUUAGCACCAAUUGAUAAUCUUAUAAAGUGCAUUACUUGAAUGCAUCUUUUCUCAAGUAGCUUAAGUAGAUGGGAAGCUCAAGCAUUGUGGCCACAGUUUUUUGGCAGACUGUAGCUAGUAUGUUAACAAUUGUUUCAAAUGGCAGAGCAGAACUUAUUAAAGUUACAUAAUAUAAUAUUAAGUAAUAAUUGCAACAUGCAAGGCAUUAAAAUUUUGUGAAACAGGUGGAGAAAAAGGAUCUGCAGACACUGCCAGAGAUCCGAGAGGAUUUGCCAUUAAAUUCUACACAGAAGAUGGUAACUGGGACCUGGUGGGCAACAACACCCCAAUUUUCUUCAUCAGGGAUCCUAUUCUGGUGAGAACCCAAUACUUGCUGGGCGCUUCGUCAAAAAUAAAAUAUCAUUUGUAUUCAAAUUGUUUUUUGGUCGCGUUGGAUUUAGUAAUUUUAAUUAGCUAAAGAAACACUAUCUUUUUAAAAAAAGUAAAAAUAAAGGCGAGUUAAAAAGGUAAUUAAUAAGCAUAAUCUAUUUAUGCUUUUUGUCUCUUAUUUAAAAAAGUAGUAAUAAAAGUUAGUUAAAAAAGGUAAUUAAUGAACAUAAUCUCUUGAUGCUUUUUCUCUCUUAUUUAAAAAAAGUAGAAAUAAUACUAUUAACUUUGUAGUUAAGAUAAAUUCAAGCAGUUGAACAAUGAUUGCUUUAUUGUUAAUAAAAUAUUGUCAAUUAAUCAUGUGGGUAUGUUGAGGAAAUUUCUGUCUUUCAGUGAUAAAAAUUACAUGAAUUUGUUAACACUGAAUUUUAAUGCCGUCAUUCUGUUCUCAUUGUUUAUGAAUUUUCUCUCAAAAGUUUCCAAGUUUUAUCCACACGCAGAAAAGAAACCCCGUCACUAACCUGAAGGUAUGUGCGCCGCAAUGUGGGUUGGUUGUUUAUGACCUAGUUUUACUUCUAUCAAGUGAUAAUUAUGUUGUUUUCUUGGUCAUUGUUGCAUAUCAGUUACUCACCAACCUUUAUUUACCCAUGCACCCAAUGCUGAAAUUUCUGUAAACAAGCCAAUUAAAUGCUGGCAACUAUUAAUGUCAGCCUGCAGCAGAUCCAGAAAUAAAAGGAAAUGGAGUGCACAAUGACAUUAAUUUUUCCAGUGCUGUACAUCUAUUCUAAUGCAGUGGUUCCUUAACGUUUUGUAUCAUACAUCACUACUUGUUCACUAUCAUUUUUAUUAAUAUUCUGAUGGAGCCUUUUUAAAUUAUUACAACUCAUUCAUACCCUCUUCCAUCAACCCCUUCUCAUGAAAUUCAAAUUGUCUUUUGACCAUUUUCUAGAACCCCUGACCCGUGUUGUUACUAUACAUACUGGUAUAGAAAGAUUGAUUUGAUAUAGUGCUAUUAUUGACAUGUAUCCACAACAUCAAUUAAGAAAUAAGAUGUUUGCCAUCCUAGGAUCCUGACAUGGUGUGGGACUUCUUCACUCUGCGUCCAGAAACAACCCACCAGCUAACAUUCCUGUACUCUGACCGUGGCACACCAGAUGGCUACAGGCACAUGAAUGGUUAUGGCAGCCACACAUUUAAGCUGGUCAACAAGGCUGAGAAAAUUCACUACUGCAAGUUUCACUUCAAGGUACAAAACUUUCAAUCCUAGUAGAAGUCUUAAUGUUUGGGGACCAUAAACAAAUAUUGAUCCUUAGGAACUUGAAAGAAUCUGAUUGGGAAUUCUUCCCCUUGAGCAAACAGAGUAUAGAUGGGAGUUCCACACUCUUGAGCUGCAGUUAGAAUUGAGCAAACUAUGGACUGUGUAUGGAUAUUUCAGGUUCCUACUAGUUGAUGUUUAACUUAUGAAGAAAGAAAUUAUUCAUAACCACAUAUUUAAGCAUUUACUUAAAGAUUAUUAAAACAUUUGUAACCUAUGCUGUGGACUCAAAUAUUUUGACAAAGAGUUCUUUUUUCCCCAACCGUUGCAGACUGACCAAGGUAUCAAGAAUCUUUUUGCUGAUCAAGCGGCAUUGCUUCAAGGCACAGAUCCAGACUACUCCACCCGAGACCUUUACAAUGCCAUUGAAGAGGGAAACUAUCCAUCGUGGUCAAUGUAUGUCCAGAUCAUGACUGUCGAGGAGGCUGAGGAGUUCAGAUUCAAUCCAUACGAUCUCACAAAGGUGAAUUUUUCAUCUGUAAUGUUGUAUCUUAAAACCCUUGCAUUUCGAUCAACUUGGUGAGUAUCAUAUUUAUUAUGAGACAUUCAUGGCUUGAGCAAACCCUUUUUCAACCACUAAAAGUCCAAAAAGACAAAUUGACCACCACAAAAAAAAAAAAAAGAAAAAAAAAAAGAUUCAAUCUAGCUAUGUGAGCUAUGUGGAAUGAAUAUGACCUUGACCUUUCAACAGUGAGUACAAUUGUGCCACUGUUUAUCUUUCCUCAAGUCACACCCACACUGACUGUUGGGUCCUUUUUAUCAUCUCAAUUCAUUUUUCAGACAUGUAAAACAUUCUUUCAGUUUGGAAAAUGCAAAGUUAUUUGGGUUUAUGGAGAUAAAUUUUUAUUAAAUUUAUUGGGCACAACAUAUUUCUUUAUAUAAUGCCUGUUAACUUCAUUAGUUUUCUAUUCUCCCCUACUUCCACUAUUAGAACUUUAACUGCUACCAUGAGUAAUACCAUGAAAAAAAUAGUCAAAUCACUCCCUAUAAAGAAACAGUGCAAAUAAAUUAGACUUUUGUUUGGCAGGACCAACAUCUGAUUCCUACAAGCUAGUUUUAAAACAAACAAAAAAACAAACCCUGAAAAUUUUUGAUGAUUCAAAAUUAUAUAAAAAUAUGAACAAUGAACACAUGAAUAUUUACCUUAGUUUUCUAUAAAUGGGAAGUAAAUCUUAUUUGUUAAAAGUUAUUCCCCUUUAUAAAAAUAAAAAAAAAAAUUAAAAAAAAUAUUGAUUCCCAUUUGCAAUAUAAAUUUUAGUAGAGGCCAAUUAUAUUGGUCAUUAACACCACAUAAUCUUCCAUAACAGCCAAUGAUCAGCUGGGUUCAACCUGCUGUAAUAAAAUUAUAUUAGAAUCCCAUCAGUAACAUGAUCUGCAGUCAGUAAAGUAGCUCAGUUUGAAUGUAAAAUUUAAUUAAACUGUUAGAAAUCUAGUUUUAUUUCAUCAAACGGUUAAAAUAUUUUUAAACAAAGAACUAACAAAAAUUAUUUGUGUUCCUUUCAGUUCAAUGUCAGUUUGUCUGCUUGACCUUCUGAUUAAGAAAUAACACUUGAUCACUUGUGAUGUCUUAUUUUUUUUAUUGAUUCAAGAUCUGGCCCCAUUCAGAGUUCCCCCUUAUCCCAGUGGGCCGCAUGGUGUUGAACCGUAACCCCAAGAACUACUUUACUGACGUGGAACAGAUUGCCUUCUCACCAGCUCACCUCGUGCCAGGUGUGGAGCCAAGCCCAGACAAAAUGCUCCAGGUAUGAGUUUCACUUCAUCUCUGAUAAUUUAUAAUAUCACAAAUCUGUUUAACUCUGGCAAUUUUGGCAUACAAUGUAUGAAUUUGAAGUGUCUUUUAUAAUUGUACACCAAGACCUGUCACAACUACGAUUUUAAGAAACCAUGAUGAAAAUAAAUGCAUUCGGGUAGUUUUUCAGAUUGAAAUAUAAUAAUUAAAAAGUACAUUUUCGAUGGUUAGUUUUAACCUGCUUUCUACAUCCAGGAAUGUGCCCAAACAGGAAUGUUAAUUCUAGUUAAUGCUAUUUUAAUAGAAUUAUAUACAGUAGUGAUUUGAUGCAAUAUUAGAAUGCCUCAUGGGUCAUCAGAGGUGCAGUGUUAAAACCCUCUUAUUGUCAUUUGAUUCUCUAGAUAAGGGGUGGGGAACAUCCAUGAAAAUUACAUCACCCUAAGAGUGCCGAGAUGUGCCUGGCUAAGUAAAUUAUAUUGAACAACGCAUUAAGUAUGGUACUGGAAAACUUUAUUUUGGGUCGGGCAGCCGAUUUAUAGCUAGCUAACAGAACCUAUUGUUUUAUAACUUUUUGUAUCACUAUGUGUAAAUCUUGAAAAAUUUACUAAUUGCAAAAAAUAAUUGAUGGUGGAGUAAUAUUUAAUUAUAUUAAUUUGCAUCAUCUUUUUUUCAGUUCAUGUUCUAUAUGUAAUGGGUGGAUAAUAUAUAUUAGUGGGAGGGGGGGAGGGGGGUUAAACAUUUUUUUGUGCCUAGUGUGCAGGCCCUGAUUUUUUUUAUGGCCCGUGCAUGAUGCAAUAAAUAUCCAAAUGGCCCUUGGCAGAAAAAGUUUCCCACACCUGCUCUAUAUCUUCAUCGAUUUUGUAGGAAAUUAUUUGAAGUUUUUUAAACAGUUUUAAUUUUAGCAUAAUUUUAUAAACAAAUUGUAAUGCUAGAUAUUUGUAUAAAUAAUACAGUUUGGGGCACAUAUCCAGAUUUUAUUCCCAGCAUUUUUCUUGCACUAAAUUAAAAGAUUGAAGUCCACAUAGACCAAUCACAGCUAUUUUAUAUAUGAUAUCCGUCUCUAGGGUCGUCUCUAUUCAUACACGGACACUCAUCGACACCGCCUGGGUAGCAAUUAUCUGCAGAUCCCAGUCAAUUGUCCAUACAAUACCAAAGUUACAAACUAUCAGAGGGAUGGACCACAGUGCGUUACAGAUAAUCAAGGUAGGAGAAUGGCACAGUGUACACAUUAUUUCCAGCUGAUCUGGGCCUAAUUUGAAACAUGUAAGACACUUUAAUUGUUAUAAGUUAAAAAUUUGUGUCAUUUAUGUAGUUACUUGCUUAAAACAUACUUUCCCAAUAAUUCGAACAUUUUAUUAUUAAUAGGAAAUUCAAAAUUACCACAGACAAUUAUUCUUUAUCAUUGUGCAAUAUUUGUGGUCAUAUCAUUUUGAGAAGAUGGUAUGUCAUAGUUCAGAAUUGUUAGUUUAAGUGUAUAAGACAGGACAAUUAAGCUGAAGGUCUGUGGUUUAAAUCCAAGAAGUGCCAAAGGUUCAUAAUAGGCCUCCCCCACCUGGUGGGAUAAACUGGUUUCUAUGUUAUGAAAACAAACCAUCUGAAAAUUAAUGUAUUCUUUAUCCUGCAAAGUUUUAUUGUUGCCAUUCACCAGUCAGGAAAGGUUAUCCUAGCCAAUCAUAUAUUUAUGAUUAUUUUACUCUGAAAAGAUGCACAGAUGUUAUGCCUUUGGAAAUCUCAAAGAAAUUUUGUUUCUUAAAAAAAAACUAUAUCUAGGUGGAGCCCCAAAUUAUUUCCCCAACAGCUUCACUGGGCCUGAGGACAUAACUGCCAGCUUAGAGUCCAAGUUUAAGAUUUCUGGGGAUGUCCAGAGAUACAACUCUGCUGAUGAAGAUAACUUUACACAAGUUGGAACAUUCUGGAACAAGGUGAGUAGCCACAGAAUGUUUGCAGGUGGCAUCUCUUAAUCUUGCUUUGAUUCAUCCACGGUAACCUAUUAAAUUAUAACCAAGAAAAAACAUUGUAAUACAAUGAAAAUGUUUAGAAUUGUGUCCAAAAGUGUCAUCCUGGUAGGGAAUCUAUAUUCCAUGGUUUACUCAGCUUUUUUGCUUGAUACUAUUAAUACUGGCCAAACAUGACAGUUCUGCCAUCAUGCUUAGCCGUGUCGUGACUUUUGGAGGCCCCCUGCAACUUUUUCUUUUGCCUGUUGCAUUCUCAUUUGAUAGUUGACAUUUUUUUUAACAUCCCAACGUUGCGUCCCUUAACCCUAUCUGUCAUGUUGCUACCAAAUCCUGCUUCCUUUUUCAAUUUUGCCUGGUGAAUUAAGAGCCUAUUUAUAAAGAGGAAGUUUUUAGCUAAUUUUUGUGGAGAUUUUGCUGUGAGCUUGAUUUUUACAUGUUUGUCUAUUUUUUUAAAUAAUAGUGUGUUUUUUUACAGUUAAUCUACACUUAGAAAAUGGCGUUUGCAUUUCUAGAAUUGCUUCAAGAUGCAAGUGCAUGGGCUUUAGUGUUGAUAGUGAUGAAUUUGAUUAAGAAAUAGAUGAUCAAAAUGAAAGUGAUGUUAAAUUAGUUCAACAUAAUGAUGUCCCAAAUGAGCUAGAAAAUGAAACGAGGGACUAUGUUGAUAGACCUGACUGUUUUGACCAAUUUCAUAGCAAUGAAACAUUUUUUUUGUGUAACUGUUCCUAUUUUAGACUUAAUUAUAUUUCUGAACUGUAUGAUUACUUGUGUUCAUUCAUCCCUGAGACUUACUAUGAAGAGUUGGCACUGCACACUAAUAUGUAAUCAAGCUCCUACAGGCCCCCCAAUACAUGGGCUGACACAACUGUAAAUGACACAAAAUUAUUUUUAAAAAUAAUUUUUUACAAUUUAUGUGUUAUAAAUAAAUAUUUAUUCUUUUAAUUAAAAUUGAGCUUUUCUCUACAAUUAUAUGAUGAUACUUUUAUGAAAGACUGAUCUUUAAAUGAAGAUUUUUUUAAGUCAGCAACUUAUGAAAGAAAUGGAGUUAUUUCUCUUUGCUUGGUACUGAAGUAAUUUCCUUAUGGACGCCAAUGAUCUGAGAGGGUUAAAGUCAAAUAUCCAUGACCAUGCAACUAAAUAAAGAAGAAAUUUUAAACUGAUGUUAUCUUUAGUUCUUGAUCAGCCUCACUUUCAGAAUUUAAAAAUAAUAAUUUAAGUUCUUCCUCAAGAUAACUCACAAUGAGGCUUAGCUAUUUUCUUUUUGGUAUGAAGUGAAGGUUUUCAUUUUAAGCUUUUGAUUAAUCUUUUUCUGAAAGGCAAAUUAAAGUUUCUGAAAAUGAGCAAAGGAUUUUUUUCCGUGUCCAGUUCAAAUUUCAGGAGCUAGUGACAGUGCUGCAGUCUCAAAUAUUUAUCUACAUCAGUGUUUCUCAACCUUUUUUUGGCUCGUGGUCAACGUGAGCAUUGCUUUUGUUCUGUGGCGCCCUCCACCAUCCCCCUUCUCCGUUUAGUAAUAUGAUAUUUCUUUUUAUCAAGUUGUUUUUUUGCCCUCCCAAAGAAAUAUGCUGUGGCCCCCAGGAGAAGAUAUGGCCCACAUUGAGUAACUCUGAUCUGUCUGAUACUUUAUAUCCUUAAUCAAAAGGGGCCCAAUCUUGACAUCUAUUUUGUCCUCUUUACUGUGUGGAGUCCUGUAAAAGACAGACAUUUGCUUUGAUAAACUUAUGUAUAAAACCCUAUCUCAACUUCACUUUCAGGUUCUGUCACCUGCAGAACAGAGCAGGCUUGUUGAGAACAUUGUUGACCAUCUUAAAGAUGCCCAGGACUUCAUCCAGAAGAGGGCAGUUGGCAAUUUCACACAGGUUGAUCCUGAAUUCGGACGUCGUGUCAAGGAGGGACUUGGCAAAGCCUUGUCAGCGGUCAGUCAAAAUGAACUUUUAUUUUACUUUUUUUUGAAGGACAAGCAUCUGAAUCAGAUAUAAUUGUUAUUCUUUUUAGGUCGAUUCAGAAUAUUAACUUGUGAAAUACUUACCUCAUUUUUUUUAUUAUAUGAAGCAGUAAAAAUAUUUUAAGAGAGUUACCUCCGUUAACCAAUCUGAUUCGCAAUUAUGAUAUUAAUUUUGCUAACAGCCAAUUAUAUCAGCCUUAAUGAAACAGCUAUAAUGACUUAUGAUCUGCCUUUAAAACAGCUCAUUUUUUGAGAUAUCUCAUCCAUUUAAAAACUUCCCGUUUUUCAUUAACUCUUUUCUUCUAAACUUAUAAAUAAAUCCAGAUUGCUUGCUUCUGACUCUUCUUUUAAAAACUUUUUCAAGCAAUGUCAUAAUUAAUCCAGUAACAUCAAGCCAAAACUCAUUACUUUUAUUUUCUCUUGCACAUGUUGUCUCUCUGGAGCAAUAUGAAACUGUUACACUAAAACAUGUCAUAAUAAUUUUUCUUUCAAGCUUAUCAAAUUAAUUGACCAACUGGUCAGAGUGUAUUACUAAUACUCGUGUUCUUUAAUUCUACAGGGACAAAGCUCAAACCUGUAAGUUAGCCAAGAACUUUUACAACAGAGAAUCAGAUACCUUAAAGUAUUCGUGAUAUGGCAGCAGCCAUUUUUAUGAAUCUUCUGAAUGAUGGCCAUUAUAUGAUUGAACUUUAUUCUAAUUCAACCUCUUUGACAAUGAACAUGAGCUUAAACAAUUGCAGUGAACAGAAAAUUGAUAUUCGAAUAAACAGAUAAAAAUAUAAAAUUUACUGUAAAUGUAUCAUCACAAAUAAAAGUAAAUUAAUGUCUUAAAAUGAGAUUUUGUUGUUGAUAUAUUGAACUUUAUACUGUCUUACUUUUAAAACACCAAAAGUAAUACUAUUUUAUAGUAAAUGCCUCCCCUCUGAGUUGACCAACUUUUAAAAUGUAUUUACAUUUUCAAUGUUGAGACUUAAAAUUUAAUAGGGUAUAAUUUAGCUAAAAGAAAUAUUUUUAAUUUAAAAUGAAUUUUGAAAUCAACUAAGAUCAUAUCUAUUGUUAAUAAAUGUUAAGGCCUGUUCCUUAAUUUAAAAAAAAAAACUUUAAUAAUUCAUCCAGUGCUUCUGAUAAACUUUUAAUUCCUUAACAACAGAAGGACCUGUUUUUGUUAUGUUGAUUCUUAACAGUUUAACUUUUCUAAUACACUUUUGUGCAGUUUUGGAUUUAUUUCUUUGAAUAAGUUAACAUGUAAUUUACAAAUGCUACAUUUUUUUUUUAUUUUAUGCCUUUUAAAAAAAUUGUUAAAAGUGUAAUUUUAUUAACCUAAUGGUUGGGCAUUUUUGAAAAAAGUCAAAUUUUAAGCUGAUGAAAAAGGAACAGUCUGUAAUUAAGUUAAAUCUCUAUUCUGGUUCAUCCAUUCAAGUGCAGGAAUUACCUUUUCUUUCCUAUCAAUGGUUGCUGCAGAUGCAAAGAAAACUCAUUUUAAAUUUGACCAAUGAAAACAAAGAGAGAAAGGAAAAAAAUUAAAAAGAGUUAUAGAUUUAUCUUGGUGAUGAAUAAUUAUCUAAUUUUUAUGAAUUGUUUAUGACAUUUAAAUAUUGAUGAGAUUGAAUAUUGUUAUAAAUUGUAAUUUUUUAUGUUUUUUUUUUAUAGAAAACAUAAACUUGUACAUUGCUGAGUAAAGAUGAUAAAUAAAAUUUAAAAAUGGCAAACAAAAAAUGGAAUUGUUGGGCCUAUACUACAAUAUUAUGACAAUUAAACAUUGUUGUUGUUAAAAUUGCUUUUGCCUUACAUUAAGUUGUCAUUAGAGUUGUGCAUUAUUUAUAACAUUAUGUUUUAAAUUUACGCUUUUUAAUCAUGCAAAAAAUUAUGCCAUACUGAUCCAAUGGCUUGUCAGUGUAUGUAGAUAAUUUGUUUAAUUAAAUGUGGAUUUAUGUCUCAAGGCAGUCAUAAGUCUCCUAAUUAUUUUGUUUUCUUAUAUAGCAGACUAAUAAUUUAAAUUACCACAAUUAUUGACAUGAUAAACACUGGCCUAUUCAACUGGAGCCUAUUUAUCAUUCAAUAAAAGAUUUUUAUUUUUUCCUUGCAAGUUCAAUUCUCAAACUUGUUUGUUUCGUUUCUUCAGGUUGUCAUUUACUCUUGUGAAAAAAAUAAUAUUUUGUCCGUAGUGAUUUUUGUCUUAUCAGGGCAUAUUUUGUUUUCAAAUGCUAAAUAAUUUUAUUUCCAAAACUGCAUUUGAUUAAUGUUUUCUAUCAAAUAUGCAGAAAUUAAAAGUGAAAUAAAAAUAUAAAAAAUUCUUACAAAAUGUA